CCUUUCAGUGCUUGGGUGAAGCAGUGUAUUCACGCUCCGUAACUUCAGUCGUGUUGCACUCUUUGCAACCCUACGGACUGUAGCCUGCAAGGCUCCUCUGUCCAUGGGGAUUCUCCAGCUGAGUCAGUGUGUUAUGAUGCCGUCUCACACCAACCUGGCUACUGGAAUUCCCAGUAGCAAAGUGAAAUACUCAAGACUCUCUUGUGCAGAUGAUGGCUACAUUGACCUUCAGUUUAGGAAAAGCCCACCAAAGAUCCCAUAUAAGGCCAUUGCGCUUGCUACAGUGCUGUUUUUCAUUGGUGCCUUUCUCAUUAUCAUAGGCUCCCUCCUGCUGGCAGGCUGUAUCGGCAAAGAGAGAGCAGACCGGGCCUUUCCUGUCCUGCUCGUUGGCAUCCUGGUGUUCCUGCCAGGAUUUUACCCCUGCUACCGGGGAUACUCCUACAAUGACGUUCCAGACUUUGAUGACUAGCAAUC
This is a messenger RNA of Bubalus bubalis (water buffalo), 474 nucleotides long. RefSeq names its product transmembrane protein 230-like. The record is from RefSeq and is a predicted model, not a curated record. The transcript has a single exon. Lineage: Eukaryota; Metazoa; Chordata; Mammalia; Artiodactyla; Bovidae. Gene Ontology annotation, cellular component: synaptic vesicle; endomembrane system. Gene Ontology annotation, biological process: synaptic vesicle transport. The coding region runs from base 104 to 469 and encodes 121 amino acids.